Molecule: messenger RNA, 864 nt
Organism: Sorex fumeus (smoky shrew)
Lineage: Eukaryota; Metazoa; Chordata; Mammalia; Eulipotyphla; Soricidae
Product: keratin-associated protein 4-7-like
Exons: 2
Coding region: 1-864 (287 amino acids)
Source: RefSeq, a predicted model, not a curated record
AUGACGGGUUCCUGUUGUGGCUCCACCUGCUCUGAGGAGGGCUGCUGCCAGCCCAGCUGCUGCCAGCCUUCUUGCUGCAGGACCACCUGCUGCACCACCAACUGCUGCUCUGUGCCCAGCUGCUGCAGUCCCUGCUGCCGGCCCUGCUGCAGCCCCUGCUGCCGGCCCUGCUGCUCCAGCUCCAGCUGCUGUGGCUCCAGCUGCUGCCGCCCCUCUUGCUGCUGCAUCUCCAGCUGCUGCCGGCCCUGCUGCUCCAGCUCCAGCUGCUGUGGCUCCAGCUGCUGCCGCACCUGCUGCUGCCUGCGCCCGGUCUGUGGCCAGGCGUGCUGCUGCACCACCUGCUACCGCCCCACCUGUGUCAUCUCCACCUGCCCCCGCCCCAUGUGCUGCGCCAUUCCCUGCUCCUCUGACACCAUGACCGGCUCCUGUUGUGGCUCCACCUGCUCUGAGGAGGGCUGCUGCCAGCCCAGCUGCUGCCAGCCUUCCUGCUGCAGGACCACCUGCUGCACCACCAACUGCUGCUCUGUGCCCAGCUGCUGCAGCCCCUGCUGCAGUCCCUGCUGUAGCCCCUGCUGCCGGCCCUGCUGCAGCCCCUGCUGCAGCCCCUGCUGCCGGCCCUGCUGCUCCAGCUCCAGCUGCUGUGGCUCCAGCUGCUGCCGCCCCUCUUGCUGCUGCAUCUCCAGCUGCUGCCGGCCCUGCUGCUCCAGCUCCAGCUGCUGUGGCUCCAGCUGCUGCCGCACCUGCUGCUGCCUGCGCCCGGUCUGUGGCCAGGCGUGCUGCUGCACCACCUGCUACCGCCCCACCUGUGUCAUCUCCACCUGCCCCCGCCCCAUGUGCUGCGCCAUUCCCUGCUGCAGCUGCUGA